Messenger RNA from Helianthus annuus (common sunflower), 2304 nucleotides. RefSeq names its product zinc finger CCCH domain-containing protein 29. Lineage: Eukaryota; Viridiplantae; Streptophyta; Magnoliopsida; Asterales; Asteraceae. The record is from RefSeq and is a predicted model, not a curated record. Bases 418 to 2115 code for a protein of 565 amino acids. Gene Ontology annotation, molecular function: metal ion binding; protein binding. The transcript is spliced from 2 exons.
UACUUGAUACUUUCCUCACUCAACUCACUAUAAACAAACCAAAAACUACAUUCCAAUCUGAAUUUACAUUUCAUUUCAUUUCAUUUCAUUUCUUUGAAGUGAGCACUCCACAAUUCCACCAUUAUUGAAUACUUUGACUUGGCCCUGCAACACGACAAACAGAAACACAUAACGAAGUAAAGUCACACCUUCCUCCCCCCUUCCCCCACUCCCAUCCCGCGUGUGUGUAUCCUAUAUUUCAAUUAUUCAAAUCCAAACAAUAUAUAACCAUCGUUCACCCCAAUUCAUUCUCAAAAUCUUCAUACAUAACAUAGGUUUCAUCUCAUCAGACAGCUUCAUCAUCACAAUCACACUCUUUACAGCUAUAACCUUAACAACCAACCUAGCUUCUGUUCUUCCUCAAUCCAAUCAGGUUUGAUGUGUAAAGUUUCGAAAAGUAAAUUUGGUAUCAUGGAGGGAGAAAUAAAGUUUCAAGAAAAACAAAUCGGGGCUUUCUUAAACUCCUCGAGCUUACUAGAAUUAGCAGCUACAGAUGAUGUUUUUCGGCUCCAGUACGAGGUGGAAACCAACGGUACGAGGUUAGACGAUGUCGGUUUGUGGUACGGAAGAAAAAACGGGUGUAAAACGAAGAUGGGGUUGGAAAAACGGACUCCGUUAAUGAUUGCUUCCGUGUACGGAAGCACAAACGUCGUGAAAUAUAUAAUCGGUUCGGGAAAAGCCGAUGUGAACAAAGUGUCGGACUCUGAUGGCGCAACUGCACUCCACUGUGUUGCGGCUGGCGGGUCUUCUUCGUCCGUCGAAACGGUGAAGUUGUUACUCGAGGCUUGUGCGGAUCCGAAUUUAACAGACGCUAACGGGAACAAACCGGUGGAUUUGAUUGCUCGAGGCGUGAAAUCGGCGAAGCGGAAGGCGUUGGAGAUGCUUUUGAAAGGUUUGUUGAUAAACGAAGCCGAAAUUGAAGAAGCGGAAGUUGUUACGGCGAAAAAGGAAUAUCCGGUUGACGUAUCGUUACCGGAUAUUAACGAGGGUGUUUAUGGUACCGAUGAGUUUCGGAUGUAUAUGUUUAAGGUGAAACCGUGUUCUCGGGCUUAUUCUCAUGACUGGACGGAGUGCCCGUUUGUUCAUCCGGGCGAGAACGCGAGGCGGCGUGAUCCGAGGAAGCAUCAGUAUACGUGUGUCCCGUGUCCGGAGUUUCGUAAAGGAAGCUGCGUGAAAGGAGAUUUAUGCGAGUUUGCGCACGGGGUGUUUGAGUCUUGGCUUCACCCUGCGCAAUACAGGACGCGUUUAUGUAAAGAUGAAACUGGGUGUGCGCGAAAAGUUUGUUUUUUCGCGCACAAGGUUGAGGAAUUAAGACCUUUGUAUGCGUCUACCGGGUCAGCUGUUCCAUCGCCAAAAGCGGGUUCUGUUGGGCCGAUUGAAAUGGGUUCGAUGAGUCCGUUAGGUGUCGGUUCAACUCCGCCGAUGUCACCUAACGGGAAUAUGUGGCAGAACAAAUUUGUUAAUGUAACGCCACCCGCGUUACAGCUUCCGGGUAGCCGUUUGAAGACGUCUUUAAACGCUAGAGAUUUAGAGAUGGAACUUGAGUUGCUACAAAGGCAGCAAAUGAUUGAUAAUUUAUCCACUAAUCUUUACAACAACAGAUUUGGGGAAAUAAAUCCCACUAAUCUGGAUGAUGUUUACGGUUCGCCUUCUCGGCAACAAAUUCGGCAGAACUCUAACCCGCUUAGAUCAAGUUUCGGGUUUGAUUCAUCGGCUGCAGUAGCACAAGCGGUGAUGAACUCGAGGUCCGGUUCGUUCGCAAAACAACGUAGCCAGAGUUUCAUUGACCGUGGCGUCGGGACCAACCCAAGUCUCCGGUCAAUGAGUCAAUCUUCCACUUAUUCCGAAUGGGGUUCGCCUGAUGGGAAACUGGAUUGGGGGUUCAACAGUGAGGAUGCUAACAAGCUUAGAAAGUCCGCAUCUUUCGGGUUCAGAAGUGGGAAUUCGGGUUCACCCAUGAAGGCAAAUCAUGAGCCGGAUGAUUUGUGGGCUGGCGCCGGGCUGUAUAGUUCGUCUGAGACGGUUCCCCAGUGGGUUGAGCAGAUGUACACCGAGCAAGAAAAACUGAUGGCAUGAGAUCAAAAGUUUCAUUGAUUUUUUUAUAAUUUUUUUAUUUUUACGUAUAUUUCAUUGUAGUAUCAGAGCAGGAUGACGACGAUUCUUGUUUUAACGUAGAACAAGAAGACGUCAAAGUUUAUUUCUUUGAAUAAUUCAAUGUAAUUUGAUGAUCAAUUAAUCUGAUAUCAUAGUUUUUUUUUUUUUUUU